This is a messenger RNA of Ceutorhynchus assimilis (cabbage seed weevil), 1855 nucleotides long. The record is from the annotation of a GenBank genome assembly. Lineage: Eukaryota; Metazoa; Arthropoda; Insecta; Coleoptera; Curculionidae.
CAACGUCAGAAAAAAUACGCGGCAAAUUUCAAAAGGUUUGUUGAUGUCCUUGCGAAGCAAGGCCAAAGGCCACAAGACUAUAACAAUAACAUAACCAACCCAACAACACAAUAAUUAUUUCUAUUCUGUAGUUUUUUUUCUACAGAUUUCCGUGGCGUAAACCCCAAUAAUAGUUCUCACUGCAAUGGAAAGUUUCUUAAAAUUUUUAAAAGCUUCAAAAAAUUUUGUGAAAACUCAAGUUUUAGAUUUAGAGAGUGUCCAUCUUGUGCUAGGAAAUGAGUCUUGCGAUUUGGACUCUUCAAUAGCAGCCCUCACUUUAGCCUAUUUUCUUCACAAACAAACCCCAAAAAACACUAUCACUAUACCCAUACUGAAUGUUUCUAGAGCAGAUUUCAAACUCCAUACUGAAAGCACUCAUGUUUUGCAAAAGGCAGAAGUGUCAAUACAUGACCUGGUUUAUCGGGACGAUAUAAAUUUUAAAGAAAUUACUUCCAAAUACUCAGUGGUUGUUUCUUUAGUUGAUCAUCAUGUUCUUUCAAAAAACGAUGAAAUAUUGGCACCAUAUGUUAGAGAAAUUAUUGACCAUAGGCCUGUUGAUAGCAGUUAUCAAUGGGACUCAAAUAAAGUGCAAAUAAGGAUAGAACCAGUAGGGUCUUGUUGCACCCUUAUUGCUGAUAAAAUACUAAAGAGUGACCCUGAUAUUUUAUGCAAAAGUUUAGCUUAUUUGCUUUACCAAACAAUAAUCUACGAUACAAUCGCCCUGAAUCCAGAAAAUCAUAAAGCAACCCCAUUGGAUAUUGAUACAGGAUAUGUUCUAGAACAAAAGUUUGGGUUUGUUGAAUCCAGACAAGAAGUUUUCGAUAAACUAUGGCAGGCCCAUAACGAUGUUUCGCAUUUAACACCCCUUCAAUUGCUCAGUAAAGAUUUAAAGUUGGUGGGUGGAAUUUAUGUGCCAGGUUUACCCAUGUUGGUUGAGGAUUAUUUGAGGUUGCCUGGAGCCAUUGAUGCAGUUGAGGCGUUUGUAGAGGAUCAUAAGGUGACGUGCAUUUUAUUGAUUGGAUUAAAUGCCUCAAAUGGUAAAGUGGAAAGAGAUUUAGCAGUAUAUUCAAGAAACAUUGAAGAUAAGUUAAGAAAAAUUUUGUUGGAAUCGCUAAUGAAAGCUGACCAUGAGCUUGAUUGUCGAUUUGAAAAAAGAAAAACUUCAUGUGAAGAUAAAAUCGAUUUGUUGCACGUUUACAAUAUUAAAUUGUCCAGAAAGCAAAUGGUUCCUGUAGUGAAAAGUGCAUGGAAAUCUUACAGUGAGGAAUAGGAGAGCAUCUACAGUCCAGCCGCAUAUAAAAGAGACGUUAUAGCUGGCUCUAGGGUCCUGUUAUGGUGAAAACUUCCGCAACAAUAUACCAUACAUAAUAUGACGUAAUGAUUAUAGUACUAAUCGAGUUUCUCUUUCCAUCUACUACCACCAAAUCUGGAAUGUUUCGUGUAAAAAAAAAGUUGAGAAUAAAGCCCUUCCUACGCUUAAAAAUUCGUUACAAGUGUGUCUCAUUUAUAUCCUGAAUGUAGUAAAAAGAACGACGCUGGAUUGGUUUCUGAGAAAAAAAUUGAGUGUAUUAUAACAACAAGUGACAGAAGUUUGGAUUUUAAUCAAUAAUUAGUGAUUUAGGUGAAUAAUAUUCACAUGUUUAACCAUAAAAAAAAGAUGUUGUGAAGCUUGGGUUCCAGUUGCCCCGGUAAAAAUACGUACAGAGGCAACUGGAAGAAUCCGUAGAACCUCCAAAAGUGCAGGAUGGUGGAAGAUACACCAAGUUGGCCCUGAAAAAAAACCAAUUGAAGAUGUCCAAAACGCUAAGAGAACAAU